AUGGGUGCUCUGCACGAAGGCCACCUAGAACUCGUUCGACAUGCUCUAAGAGAGAACUCUGACGUCUUCGUCUCAAUAUAUGUCAACCCCACGCAAUUUGGUGUAAAUGAAGACCUGGACAAGUACCCGAAGACAUGGGUGGCCGACAUGGACAAAUUACAAAGGUUGAGGAAAGACUUCGACCAACAGAGGGGAAAAGGGACGACUGGAGAAAUAGUUGGCAUUUUCGCUCCGACAACCCGUGUGAUGUAUCCAACUCUACCACCGACUUCCGAGAUCGAUGGGGAAGGCUCCUUUGUGACGAUCACACCGAUUGGGAAGUGGCUCGAGGGUUCGAGUCGUCCGGUCUUCUUCCGCGGUGUGGCAACCGUAUGCACCAAGCUGUUCAACGUUGUGCAGCCCGACCGAGUGUAUUUCGGUCAGAAAGAUAUACAGCAGUCCGUGCUGAUCAAGAGGAUGGUCAAGGACUUUCAUAUUCCAACAGAGGUCAGGGUCAUUCCCACAAUUCGUGAAUCAGAUGGUCUGGCUAUGAGCAGUCGAAACGUGUUUCUUGGUAAGAGAAGGCGAAACGAUGUCUCGGUGCUGUCCAGAGCACUUCUGAGUGCUCGAUCCAUCUACAAUAUGGGCGAGCUGUCAGCAGGUGAAAUUCGACGCACAGCCUUUCAGAUCUUCGACGAGGUCUUGCAGAAGAAAGAUGGUGCUUAUUUGGGAGCUGGAAAGAUUGAGAUUGAUUACAUCGUUCUGACGAAGACUGACGACAUGACAACUAUCGACGAUGAGGCGGAGGUUGACCCGUCAGAAGGCGCGAUCUUGAGUGCAGCCAUAAAAACCCACAAACUGAAGAAGAGCGCCAACAGAUAG
This is a messenger RNA of Lithohypha guttulata, 861 nucleotides long. It is a transcript of the gene pan6, whose product is annotated as pantoate-beta-alanine ligase. Gene Ontology annotation, biological process: pantothenate biosynthetic process. Lineage: Eukaryota; Fungi; Ascomycota; Eurotiomycetes; Chaetothyriales; Trichomeriaceae. The transcript is spliced from 2 exons. Bases 1 to 861 code for a protein of 286 amino acids. Gene Ontology annotation, molecular function: pantoate-beta-alanine ligase activity. The record is from RefSeq and is a predicted model, not a curated record.